This is a messenger RNA of Fusarium verticillioides 7600, 959 nucleotides long. RefSeq names its product ubiquitin-40S ribosomal protein S27a. The transcript is spliced from 3 exons. NCBI's taxonomy places the organism in Eukaryota, Fungi, Ascomycota, Sordariomycetes, Hypocreales, Nectriaceae. The record is from RefSeq and is a predicted model, not a curated record. Gene Ontology annotation, biological process: protein ubiquitination; translation; modification-dependent protein catabolic process. Gene Ontology annotation, cellular component: cytoplasm; ribosome; nucleus. The coding region runs from base 101 to 565 and encodes 154 amino acids. Gene Ontology annotation, molecular function: structural constituent of ribosome; ubiquitin protein ligase binding; protein tag activity.
CGUUGCCCUCCACCAAAAGUCGAUCUUCUUCAACCCCAAUUCGCACCAUCUGAGGAUUGCUUAGGAAGGCAAUAAGUUCUUUAUUGUCGAGUUAGGCAAGAUGCAGAUUUUCGUCAAGACCCUCACGGGGAAGACGAUCACCCUUGAGGUGGAGUCUUCCGACACCAUCGACAACGUCAAGUCCAAGAUCCAGGACAAGGAGGGCAUCCCCCCUGACCAGCAGCGCCUCAUCUUCGCUGGCAAGCAGCUCGAGGAUGGCCGCACCCUGAGCGACUACAACAUCCAGAAGGAGUCCACCCUCCACCUGGUCCUCCGCCUCCGCGGUGGUAUGGCCAAGAAGCGCAAGAAGAAGGUCUACACCACCCCCAAGAAGAUCAAGCACAAGCGCAAGAAGACCAAGCUGGCUGUCCUCAAGUACUACAAGGUCGACUCUGAUGGCAAGAUCGAGCGACUUCGACGCGAGUGCCCCGCCGACACUUGCGGCGCUGGUGUCUUCAUGGCUGCCAUGCAGGACCGCCAGUACUGCGGUCGCUGCCACCUCACCUACGUCUUCGACAAGCAAUAAAUGCAUGACCAAGGGACUUGAAUUGGGAUUGAUGACGGAUCGGAUUGGGUGCCAAAAAUGGGCGUUGACGGGCUUUUGUAGCAUAAAGCACAUCCGGUUUCUGAGAUAAUGCAUGCUUGAUUGAGACGACAAACUUGUUAAAUCACACAACCUGUUCUCGCCUGUGACUUUGCUUGUAUCUGCAUAUGUGUGUCUGCUCGUCAUGGUGAUUUGCCACUUAAACCUUCACCAGAAUUCGCAGCUCUGGUAUCAUUUGUGCGCUCCUAUCAAGACUUGCUCUGUAACGCUCCAAACGCAUUGCAAAAUUGCCAAGACCCUUGUAAUCGCUCAUUCAUACCAGUCCUUAUCUGUUGAAUUUCGCAGCCUCGCAUGAAUUUCUUGGUGUCCACCGGUG